This is a messenger RNA of Gastrolobium bilobum, 1155 nucleotides long. RefSeq lists its product as uncharacterized. The record is from RefSeq and is a predicted model, not a curated record. The coding region runs from base 1 to 1155 and encodes 384 amino acids. The transcript has a single exon. Lineage: Eukaryota; Viridiplantae; Streptophyta; Magnoliopsida; Fabales; Fabaceae.
AUGAAGGGGAUGAAAGGAAAAUUGCUGAAGAAGCUCAAAUCAAUCAAACCAAUCGUAUCUCUGAAGAAAGAUCGAGUUCUUCAGGUGAUGGCCUCAGAUGGGUAUAUUGAUUUUUUCCCAAAGAUUUCAACUUUCAAUCUACAGUCCCCCUUUGUUUCCCGAGAAAAUGAGCCCAAGAAAAUUGUCCAGGAGGAACCUGAGGUAAUUGAGGUGUCAGAGCUCAUGAGAGACCUAGAGCAAGAUCAAGAAGAAGAAGAAGAAGAAGAAGACAUGGAUUUGGAUGAUUACAAUGACAACAAAGAGAACAUUGGGCCAUGUUCACUGAAAUCAAAACACCAACUUGGCCACAAAGGUAUAUCAGAAAACCGGGUCAGACUCAGAGAAGAAACAGAGUCAAAACAGAGUGGAAUUUUGAAGGAAAAAAUAUCAUCACCGACACCAAGAGCUGAUAGUGACAGCAACACGUCGGAAACUGACAUCUUGUCUUUCCGGCGGCCGGAUUUAAAUUCCGGCAGCCUAUUCGAUCCAAAUCUGCUGGCUGCAUUCGAGGAAGCUGUGAAGGAACAUGCAAGAAUCACAGACGAACAGAGAAGAGCCAGGGUUGAAGAAGAGCCCUCACAGAAAGAAAAAGAUAAUAAUGAUGAUGACAAUGAUGAUGAUGAUAGUGGUGGUGACCCUUUGGUGUUCUUUGAAGAGAAGUGUCCACCAGGGGGUGAUGGAACUGUGAUUUUCUACACAACAACUCUUACCGGAAUCAGGAAGACAUUUGAAGACUGCAACAAAAUUCGUUUCCUCCUUCAGAGUUUUAGGGUUCUUUAUUUAGAGAGGGACAUAUCAAUGCACAAAGAGUACAGGGAUGAGUUGUGGAGCACUAUGGAUGGGAAAACAUUGCCACCAAGGCUUUUUGUUAAGGGAAGAUACAUAGGUGGAGCUGAAGAAGUUCUGAGUUUGCAUGAGCAGGGAAAGCUGAGAAAACUCUUUGAUGGGGUUCCAAUGGAUUGGUUCAAUGGUCCAUGUGAUGCAUGUGGUGGUAUAAGGUUUGUGCUGUGCUUCAAAUGUAAUGGCAGCCACAAGGUCAUUGCAGAAAAUAAAGAGACCAAUCAGUGCCCACAGUGUAAUGAGAAUGGCUUGAUUGUAUGUCCCUAUUGCUGCUAG